Molecule: messenger RNA, 417 nt
Organism: Cinara cedri
Lineage: Eukaryota; Metazoa; Arthropoda; Insecta; Hemiptera; Aphididae
Source: the annotation of a GenBank genome assembly
AUGACUUUUUAUUCAUUAGUUCUAACACCAAAAGAUGAAAAUAAUUGCGUAAAAUUAUUUUCUCAACAUGGUGAUACUUUAUGUGAGAAAUGCGGUAUUCAACAAAUCAUUGUAGUGGAUAAACCUUUACAUUUAACCAUGGCUGUUCUGGACAUAGAUUAUGGAGCAUUUAUAAGACGAUCAUUGUCGUGUGACAAAUUUGAAUGUGAGUCACCAUAUUUAGUGCUGAACAAUAGAUUCAAAUUCACUCUAAAAAUAAAAUCUUCAGGCAACAGCCAAGAAGUAAUAAUUUGUCACUUGCACGAAGGUAAUAAAUACCAGUCGAAUAUUGAUUUACAUUUAAGUUCAGGAUCAAGUUUUAUUUUUUCUUGUCAACAAACAUGUAGCAUACAUCUAACUGGCUAUUACUUAAAUUGA